This is a messenger RNA of Purpureocillium lilacinum, 750 nucleotides long. RefSeq lists its product as uncharacterized. The record is from RefSeq and is a predicted model, not a curated record. Gene Ontology annotation, biological process: protein deubiquitination; ubiquitin-dependent protein catabolic process. Gene Ontology annotation, cellular component: cytoplasm. Gene Ontology annotation, molecular function: cysteine-type deubiquitinase activity. NCBI's taxonomy places the organism in Eukaryota, Fungi, Ascomycota, Sordariomycetes, Hypocreales, Ophiocordycipitaceae.
AUGCCCACCGAAGGAGUCAAGAUCCUGCCGUCGGGAAGGAAGAGCUUCAUCCCGCUCGAAAACAACCCCGAGGUGUUCACAUCGCUCGUGCACGACCUCGGCGUCUCGGAGGAGCUGGGCUUCUUCGACGUCUACAACCUCGACGAGCCGGAGCUCCUGGCGCUGAUUCCCCGACCCGCGCUCGCCCUCAUCUUCAUCACGCCCCCGGACAUGUACUAUGCCGUGCGCAAGGAAGACGCCAUCGAGCAGGCCUCUGACAAGCUGACCUACGACAAGAGCGGCGCCGACGAGCCCGUCAUGUGGUUCCAGCAGACCAUCGCCAACGCCUGCGGCCUCAUCGCGCUGCUCCACUCCGUCUCCAACGGCGAGGUCAAGAAGUUCGUCAAGAGCGGCUCGCUGCUGGACCGCAUCGUGCAGCAGGCAGUGCCGCUGAAGCCGGAGGCGCGUGCGGCGGCGCUGUACGACAACGAGGAGCUCGAGCGGGCGCACAUGCGGGCCGCGAGGUUGGGCAGCUCGGUGCCGCCCCCGGCCGAGGAGCAUGCUUCGCUGCACUUUCUCGCGUUCGUCAAGGGCAAGGAUAAUCACCUGUGGGAGCUUGAGGGCGCGGUAGAUGGACCGAUCGAUCGCGGCGAGCUGGGCGAGGGGGAGGACUUGCUGAGCGAGCGGGCGCUGGACCUGGGUGUUAGGAGGUUCUUGAAGCACGCGAACGGCAACCUCCAGUUUAGCAUCGUUGCGCUGGCAAAGGAAUAA